ACAUUUCCACCCGGCCGCCGCCGCCGCCGCCCCCUGUCCCGCUCUCUACAUCUCGUCCUCCUGAAAUGGCGACGUCGCCGCGCCUCCUCCUCGCGGUGCUGCUACUCUUCGCGUCGGCGGCGGCCCCCUCCGUCGCGGUAAAGUUAGUCGUCGGCGGCGGCAAGCACUGGGCACCCAACGUCAACUACACCGACUGGGCGGAUGGGCACGAGUUCCACGUCGGCGACUGGCUCGAAUUCGACUACGAGAAGGACAGGUACGACGUGGUCCAGGUGAACGAGACGGCGUACAAGACGUGCGACGGCAGCAGCCCGAUCCUCAGCUACAGCCGCGGCCGCAACUUCGUCUUCCGCCUCAACACCACGGGCCGGUUCUACUUCAUCUGCAGCCGCGGCUACUGCUGGAACGGCAUGAAGGUGUCCGUGCUCGUCCGGCCCACGCCGCCGCCACCGGCCGUGGCGCCGUCGUCGUCCCGCGCAUCGCGCGCCCGCGCCGCGGCCGGGGUCUGGCGGUGGGCGGCUCUCACUGCCUUGGUGGGCGUGGCGGUGCUGGCGCCGUUGCCGUUCCGGGUGUGAACACUGGGAGUUCGGCGCAAGCACCGGGGGUUCGGCGCGGGGCCUUCCUGACUGACAUGGUCUACAGCUGUUUGCUACCGUGCUACCCUUUUUUC
Panicum hallii is the source of this 670-nucleotide messenger RNA. RefSeq names its product lamin-like protein. The transcript has 2 exons. Gene Ontology annotation, molecular function: electron transfer activity. The record is from RefSeq and is a predicted model, not a curated record. Gene Ontology annotation, cellular component: plasma membrane. The coding region runs from base 66 to 575 and encodes 169 amino acids. Lineage: Eukaryota; Viridiplantae; Streptophyta; Magnoliopsida; Poales; Poaceae.